Molecule: messenger RNA, 801 nt
Organism: Seminavis robusta
Lineage: Eukaryota; Bacillariophyta; Bacillariophyceae; Naviculales; Naviculaceae
Source: the annotation of a GenBank genome assembly
AUGCUUCCUGUCAACAUGCCCCGCGGUCCCCGAAAGCACUUGAAGCGUCUCCACGCUCCCAAAAAAUGGAAUCUCGCCAAGAUGACGGGUGUGUUUGCACCCCGUCCUUCGGCUGGACCUCACAAACUGCGUGAAUGCAUCCCCGUUUGCGUUAUUCUACGUGACAAGCUCAAGUACGCGUUGACCAACAAGGAAUUCAUGCAAAUCUGCAUGGAACGUUGCGUCAAGGUCGACGGAAAAGUCCGUACCGACCACAAUUUCCCCGCUGGAUUCAUGGAUGUCAUUGAAUUGGAAAAGUCAGGAGACCGAUUCCGUGUCAUGUUCGAUAUCAAGGGACGUUUCGUCUUGCAACGAUUGGAUCGUCAAGAGGCUCAGUUCAAGCUCUGCCGUGUCAGCAAGGUCUAUGUCAGUCAAGGAAAGGUCCCCGUCGCUGUCACCCAUGAUGGACGUACCAUCCGAUACCCCGACCCGGAUACCAAGGUCAAUGAUACCAUCAAGGUCAAUAUCGAGACUGGAAAAAUGUCCGAUAUCAUGAAGUUCGAACUUGGUGCUAUGGUCAUGCUCACACGAGGUCACAAUUGUGGACGUGUCGGAACUUUGCAGCACAUUGAAAAACACGAAGGGUCCUUUGCUAUUGUCACCAUCAAGGAUUCCAAGGGUAACGUAUUCAGCACUCGUUUGGAGAAUUGCUUCGUUAUCGGAUCUGGAUCCACUCCACAAAUCAGUCUUCCCAAGGGACGUGGUGUCAAGAAAACUAUCCUUCAGGAAAGAGCAGAAGCCGAAGCUGCUGGACGUCUCUAA